Mirounga angustirostris (Northern elephant seal) is the source of this 4066-nucleotide messenger RNA. RefSeq names its product engulfment and cell motility 1 (gene ELMO1). Gene Ontology annotation, cellular component: plasma membrane; guanyl-nucleotide exchange factor complex. The record is from RefSeq and is a predicted model, not a curated record. Bases 1939 to 2856 code for a protein of 305 amino acids. Gene Ontology annotation, biological process: actin filament organization; cell motility. Lineage: Eukaryota; Metazoa; Chordata; Mammalia; Carnivora; Phocidae. The transcript has 9 exons.
GGAGUUUCCCCUUCAUAUCAAUUAUCCCAUUUGCUUUUCUCACAAUAUGAUGAACUAUAUGGAACCAGUGGGAUUAACCUCAGUGUCCUGAUCUUUUCAGUGGGCGGAUGGCAUUUCCAGUUCCCAUUGCCAGUAAGUGAUGGAGUUGAAUGAGGGGCACUCUCUCUCUCUUACUGACACUCCUGCCUCUCCACAUGCAUGACCUCUUCCACCAUUAGCAUCACCCAUCAGAGUGGGACAUUUGUUUACAAAUCAGUGAAUCUGCACUGACACAUCAUAAUCACUCAAAGUCCAUAGGUUACAUUACAGUUCCCUUUUGGUGUGGUACAUUCUAUGGGUUUGGGCAAAUGUAUAGUGACCUGUAUCUAUCCUUAUGGUAUUCUAUAGAGUAUUUCCACUGCCCUGAAAAUUCCCUGUGCUCUGCCUGUUCAUCCCUCCUCACCAUGCCUAACCCAUGGCAGCCACAGAUCUUUUUUACUGUCUCCAAAGUUUUCCUUUUCUAGAAGGUCAUAUGAUCAGAAUCAUAUAGAAUGUAGCCUUUUCAGAUUGGCUUCUUCCACUUAGUGAUAUGCAUUUAAGUUUCUUCCAUGUCUUUUCAUAGCUUGACAGCUCAUUUCUUUUUAGUGCUGAAUAAUAUUCCAUCAUCUGGAUUGUACCAGUUUAUUUAUCCAUUCACCUAGCGAAGGACAUCUCAGUUGCUUCCAAGUUCUGGCAAUUACGAAUAAGCUGCAAUAAACAUCUAUGUGCAGGUUGAUGUGUGCACAUAAGUUCUCCACUCCUUUGGGUAAAUACUAAGAAGUGCUGUUACGGGAUUAGUACGGUAAGAGUAUGUUAGUUUUCUAAGAAACCACCACCUAACUGUCUUCCAAAGUGACCAUACCGUUUUGCAUUCCCAUCAGCAAAGAAUGAGAGUUCCUGCUUCUCCACGUCCUCACCAGCAUUUGGUGUUGUCAGUUGCAGAUUUGGGUGGUGAAAUGAUUUUAAGGGAACUCUGUCCCAUUUAAAUGGAGUGUGAAAUGACCCAAGCUUCUUGGAUGAUGGUUUGUCAAUAUAUUUUAAGUGGCAAAAAUAUUGAGAGCUCUUGAAGGAACACUUCCAUGUCUAGAAAUGUACUUAAGGAAAUAAUUUUGUAAAUAAACAUUAAAAAAUGCUCCACAAGGAUGUUGAUCACUAGGCCUGGGUAAUGAGAGAGAAGAGCACUUUGGGGUAAAGGGAGGGGUCUGGACCAGAGCCUGGCACCAGUGCAAAUGUAAAGCUGCCGUGCGUCUUUGCCUUACGUACAUUAAGAUUUGUGUCUUUUUUUUUUUUUAAGAAAAUAUUCUAAAAUGAAGGAAAAAGUAGUCUUUUUUGGAUAUAACAACUGUGAGAUAAUUGAUCUCUCUGAUAUUUAAACACUUAUGCUCUUUAUUACGUUGGCUGCUUGGGGACAAGAAUAGCCAGCCUCUCUGUGGUGCCCAGGGUGUGCCUCACGUAGCAUCAGAGGGGCUCGGUUCAUUCCAGAGGGCAGUUUGGGGCUGGUCACUGUUGCUUCCUGGGAAAACCUCAAGCAUUGCUUUGGCUUGCAUUACUCUCUUUCCCUCUCUAUCCGUAUCUUCUGAGAUCUGUGUCAAUUAUAAAGUAAUUAAGAGAAAUCUCAUUAAUCUUGCUAUAAAAGAAUACUUUUGAAUGUCUUAUUUUCCAUUUCUCAUGUUCUACCUGAAAACAUAGAAUUAACGGAGAGGCCAGUCAUCAAGCAAGGAAAAUGGGGCUCACGCUGAGGGCCUGUUUCCGGCUGGAACAGGGGACUUGGAAUCAGAACUGGUCCCCAAAAUGUGCAAAGGAGAAGGAAGGCCUACCAGGGACAUUAUCACCUAGGAAACAUGAAUCGUGCUUGAGAACAGUAGCCGGGAAGACAAGCACGAAUGUCCCUUUGGCCGCAGUAGUAUAGAGCUGACCAAGAUGCUGUGUGAGAUCCUGAAAGUGGGCGAGCUGCCCAGUGAGACCUGCAACGACUUCCACCCAAUGUUCUUCACCCACGACAGAUCGUUCGAGGAAUUUUUCUGCAUCUGUAUCCAGCUCCUGAACAAGACGUGGAAGGAAAUGAGGGCAACUUCUGAAGACUUCAACAAGGUAAUGCAGGUGGUGAAGGAGCAGGUUAUGAGAGCUCUUACAACCAAGCCUAGCUCCCUGGACCAGUUCAAGUGCAAACUGCAGAACCUGAGCUACACUGAGAUCCUGAAAAUCCGCCAGUCUGAGAGGAUGAACCAGGAAGAUUUCCAGUCUCGCCCGAUUUUGGAACUGAAGGAGAAGAUUCAACCAGAAAUCUUGGAGCUGAUCAAACAGCAACGCCUGAACCGCCUCGUGGAAGGGACCUGCUUUAGGAAACUCAACUGCCGGCGGAGGCAAGACAAAUUUUGGUACUGUCGACUUUCACCCAACCACAAAGUCCUACACUAUGGAGACUUGGAAGAGAGUCCCCAGGGAGAAGUGCCCCACGAUUCCCUGCAGGACAAACUGCCGGUGGCAGAUAUCAAAGCUGUGGUGACGGGGAAGGACUGUCCUCAUAUGAAAGAGAAAGGUGCCCUUAAACAAAACAAGGAGGUGCUUGAACUUGCUUUCUCCAUCUUGUAUGACUCAAACUGCCAGCUGAACUUCAUAGCUCCUGACAAGCACGAGUACUGUAUCUGGACGGACGGGCUGAAUGCACUGCUGGGGAAAGACAUGAUGAGUGAGCUGACCCGGAAUGACUUGGACACCCUGCUCAGCAUGGAAAUCAAGCUCCGCCUCCUCGACCUGGAAAACAUUCAGAUCCCUGACGCACCUCCCCCCAUCCCCAAGGAGCCCAGCAACUAUGACUUCGUCUAUGACUGUAACUGAAGUGGCCGGGCCCAGAAGCGCCCCCUCCAAAACUGGAAAAUCUAGCUUGCGGGAGAGAAGAAUUAAAACACACCCACGCCUCGGAACCCUCUCGCGGUGCAGAGAAGCUGUGGGUCAACACUGUCUUUGGCCUCGCCUCUAGCCCCAGCAUUCUUCUACCCCUACCUGGCGUCUUGCUCACUGCCCUGAUUCUGUUUCUAGACUCCAUUGCUUUAGGUCACUUCCCACUGCUGCAGUCUACCGAUGGGAGCAGAGCAAAACCCACCGCCAAUAAGAGAGCCAAAGGGCCCUUCCAUCCUCACCCCCCUCCCCAGCAGGCCCGUCCUCCCUCCCUGGAGGGUGCAAGCCGGCAGCACCAGACUGCCCCAAAACCUGCCCGUCAGACCGAAGGGACUGCCCCAGUGCUUGUGUCUGGAAGAAACAGCCUAGCUGCUGGAGAAGACCAAACACCGCCUCCUCAUUCCCCUUCUCUCCAGAGUCCGCUCACACCACCAGUUCCCUGUGACUCGAAAUCUGCUUUCAGGUCUUUUCCGUCCUCCGUGCAGGCCUUUGCCUUGUGCUGGUCCUCUCUGGUUCCAAGGGCAGCAGCAGAAACCUCGUUCUAGCCGUGGACCGCACCGGGUCUCCGGACCCAGUCCCAGGUCCAAUGCCAUUUCACGUCUGCACUGUGAGCGUGCCCAACCUUCUUUCCUCGCCAGCUAGUCUUGGGUGUCCUCUCUCUGCCCCAGCCCACACCUGCCUUCUUCACGCCUCACACCCUUCCAGCCCCUUAGGUAAAAGCACAAAUGGUGAAAUCAGUCGUCAUCCCCAUCUCUAAUAUACUAAACCGAAACGCCUCUGUGGCAGGCGGCCCCUCUCGACGGGUUUGGUGUUACCUUCUCCUGGGGGUUCUGCUACAACACAGGCCCCGCAGGAUGGUCAAGCUGUCAGACAUCCAAGUUUACAUCAUUGUAAUUAUUACAAGUAUUGACAAUUUGCAAGGGUUUGGGGGUUGGUUGUUUUUUUGUUUUUUGGUUUGUUUUUUUUUUUGCUUUGUUUUUGUACAAAAGAGUCUAACAUUUUUUUGCCAAACAGAUAUAUAUUUAAUGAAAAGAAGAGAUACAUAAAUGUGUGUACUUUCAAGGUUUUUUUUUAAUUAUUUUAAUCCUAAACAUCUUCCUGAGAAUAACAUUCCCUUAUACAUGCUGUGGAAUAAAAUGAAUUGUGAUGA